This is a messenger RNA of Lachancea thermotolerans CBS 6340, 669 nucleotides long. Its product is annotated as putative haloacid dehalogenase-like hydrolase. The record is from RefSeq and is a predicted model, not a curated record. The coding region runs from base 1 to 669 and encodes 222 amino acids. Lineage: Eukaryota; Fungi; Ascomycota; Saccharomycetes; Saccharomycetales; Saccharomycetaceae. The transcript is spliced from 2 exons.
AUGGCUCAACUGAUGAAACUGCGGCCGACCGCGAAGUCACACAUCGCGGUCAAGGCUAUUGUGUUCGACAUGGACGGGACGUUGUCAAUUCCGCAGCCUUGGAUGUUUGGCGCCAUGCGUGAGGCGAUAGGGCUAACAGACCCCAAGAUGGACAUCUUGACGUUCGUGGACCAGCUGCCCUCGAAGCAGCUGAAGGACGACGCGAACGAGCAGCUGAAGGCCGUUGAGGCCCGCGCGAUGGCGGAGAUGCAGCCGCAGCCCGGGCUGCUGCCGUUGCUGGAGUACCUGACGGCGCACGAGAUUAGCACGAGCAUCUGCACGCGGAACCUGAUAAAGCCGGUGCGGCACCUGAUCGCGAGCUUUGUGCCGGAUGAGCACCAGCGAUUCGCGCACAUCCUGACGCGCGACUUCCGCCCCACAAAGCCCGACCCCGCGCCGCUGCUGCAUAUCUCGGAGCAGCUGGGCAUCGCGCCGGAGAACAUGGUCAUGGUGGGAGACUCGUACGACGACGUGGAGUGCGGGGCGGCCGCUGGCGCGGGGACGAUCCUGGUGCGCAGUGCUACGAACGGCGGCCUGCUGGAGUCGCGGGCCGACCUGAUCGAUGCGUCCGUGCAUGACCUGUCGGAGAUCAUCGAGCUGCUGGAGCGCGGCUUCGAGAAGAAGCGGUGA